Diaporthe amygdali is the source of this 345-nucleotide messenger RNA. RefSeq lists its product as uncharacterized. NCBI's taxonomy places the organism in Eukaryota, Fungi, Ascomycota, Sordariomycetes, Diaporthales, Diaporthaceae. The coding region runs from base 1 to 345 and encodes 114 amino acids. The record is from RefSeq and is a predicted model, not a curated record. The transcript has a single exon.
AUGGCGGACAACAAAGAAAACGACCCCAGCUCCAUCAGCGGCUCCGCCGCUGGCGCUUCGACCAACAACAACUCGAACGUGUCCAAGCCCACCGAGGACCCCAAGACCAAGGGUGGCAUGAACACCAACACCAGCUACUCCGUCCACGACACCCUCGACAGUGUCAUGCGCGGCGGCUGCUCCACCUGCGGCUCCUCUGAGCACGAUACAGUCCGGUGCGACGAGAAGGAUGCGCCUGAGUGCAUGAUGAGCGGUGCUCUGCAGACUGGCAACGAUUCCGCUGCCGCCGCUGACUUCGCCGCUGAGGAUGGUGGUGAGAGCAGGGGACGGAGUCGCACUGCUUAA